CUCCCACUGACGAGCAGAAACCAACUGUCAUGAAAGAGAAAGCGCUACAUGGUCAGAAUGGCGGCCACCCGUGUUCUCCAGGGGGGAGGCGGAUCAUCCAGUGCUUCAGGUGUGGAGAACCAUGCAAGGGACGGGUGCUGCGAGUCCAGUCCAGCCACUUCCACAUAAACUGCUUUACCUGCAAGGUGUGUGGCUGUGACCUGGCUCAGAGUGGCUUCUUCAUGAAGAACAAUGACUACCUCUGCCCGCUGGACUUCCAGAGGCUUCACGGCACGCUCUGCAACAACUGCGGGGAAUUUGUGGAGGGACAGGUGGUCACAGUCUUGGGGAAGACCUAUCACCCAGUUUGCUUCGUGUGCACCGCUUGCAAACAGCCCUUUCCUGCUGGGGAUUGCGUCACCUUUAGUGGAAAGAACUGCCUCUGUCAGCGCUGUAUCCAACCCGUGUCUCCUGCUCCUAGUCCCAACACCAUCAGCUGUUCCAAUAACUGCUCUGGCUGUGGUAGGGACAUCAAGAAUGGCCAGGCUCUGUUAGCGCUGGGGGGCCAGUGGCACCUUGGCUGCUUCAAGUGUAAAGCCUGCAGGAAAGUGCUGAGCGGAGAAUAUAUCAGCAAGGAUGGCGUUCCCUAUUGUGAGAGGGACUACCAGAUUCAGUUUGGGGAAAAAUGUGAAGCAUGUCAGAAGUUUAUAACUGGGAAAGUCCUGGAGGCAGGGGAGAAACAUUAUCACCCCAGCUGCGCAAGAUGCAGCCGAUGUGACAAAAUGUUCAAAGAAGGGGAAGAAAUGUUUCUGCAAGGAUCAACAGUUUGGCACCCGGACUGCAGAAGCGGCAGCAGAACUGAGGACAGUUACAUGCCCACUAGAUCGUCAUCUGAAAGCUCCUGCUCCAGGCCGGGCUCGUGCACUCCGGGGAGUCCUGGUCGAACCAUCUAUGCAAAAGUAGAUAAUGAGAUCAUUGAUUACCGAGACUUAGCAGCCAUUCCCAGAGUCAAGGCUAUAUAUGAUAUAGAGCAUCCUGAUAUGAUGUCUUAUAAGACUGCGAACAGCAACUCAUCUACUUUGGACAACAAAGGCAAGAGACAGGACAGACAAAGCCCUGCAGAGUCACCAAGAAAUGUAUCUGAAACCACAGAGGAGAGUUUUGAAGUCAGAAAGUGCAUACCAACAUCGACAAGUCACGGGUCUUUUGGAGUUCAUUCAAUGCACAACCGUCACAGCUACACUCCGACUCUGUCCAGAUCACCACAACACUUCCACCGGCCAGGACCGAUGCUUCCUCCCUCUUUAUUAUCUGGCACCAAUGACACAUGCCCCACUUCCCCUUUAUGCCAACACUUUGUCCCUCACACCAAAGACGAAGGCUUCAACAUGUACAGAAGGCCUCCAAUUUAUAAACAGCAAGAUCCAAAUUCCUCCACAUCCCCAACAUCCUCUUUGCCUGGAUACGGUCGCAACGGCCUCAAUCCGCCACGUUCAGCUGAUUACUCUCACUACAGCAGUGACAGAUUCAGAGACUUUAAGCUCAUCUAUGACGAUCAGCAUCCAUUAUCACGAAUGGACAGAGGAGUGUCUAUGCCUAAUCUGUCGGAACCAAAGCAAGUCUACCCGUAUGAACUGCUCGCAGUUAGUAGUAGAGGCCGAGUGAAGCUUCCCAGGGAUGUUGACAGAACAAGACUCGAGCGUCACCUAUCCCCGCAUUCAUUCUUCGAGAUCUUUGGCAUGGAGAUCCAUGAAUUCAACAUACUUCCACUGUGGAAACGUAAUGGCAUGAAGAAGAGGGCCAAACUCUUCUAAAUGCUGCCUUCUGCGUGUGUUUACUCGUUAACACGCAGUAGAGUUCUGAUGACCCCUUAUGUUUAUUCCUUUGCAUUUGACACAAACAUUAGACAUUUCUUGUCUAAGAACUGGACACAAUAUUGUUUUCCCCAGUUAGUUUAUGUAGGUAAUUGUAAAGAAUAAUGUUAAAAUGUUCAAAUGUAUAAUACCUUAAAGCAGAUAUGAACAUGAGAACUCAACUUGCUAUAGUGGCUUCACUAUCAGCCAUUAUUAUUUUGUUUUUCCUAAAUCAGCCCCGUCUCCCCAGGGAUUACGUUCAUAUUGGACGAUUCAGCUGUUUACAAUUUAUCUCUAUUCAUUGUAAAUGCAACAGGUAGUGUGGCGUGUUUUAUUUAUAGCAUGCCCUAAAGUGAAAAGUAAGAACAUAACAUGUUCCUCUGUGAUGCCAGAGACAACCUAACCCAAACUUAACCUCAAAACAAUUGCUGUUAUGUUUCCACUCGACUCAUUUAGUGUAGAGUGAUCGUGCAAAACCUUGGAUUAUGAUCAGAAACAACAUUUUUCAGAGGAACUAAUGCUUUUUAAAAUAUUUUGGCAGCAUAAUAAUAAUAGUUGCAGCCUUACAGAGUUUGAGAGUGGUUUGGGUAUUUCUGGCGUCUACUUAAUCUGCUUAAAGUUAACGUGUCCUAAUUUAAAGCCUUUGUAGAUCAUUAUUAUUACCCUUUCUGAAUAAUACGUCAUGAUACCUGAUGUCUGGUGCAGUGAUUGGGUACAUGACAUGUAUAGUCAUCAACAUGUAGUUCUGAUACAAGCUGUUAAAUGACUCUUUAAUGCUUCUUCUACGUCAUAUUAUGUUUCUGAUAUUCGCUUGAUUCUCAAUGUUGGAAAGGCAACUUUUAGAUGUUACUAAAUAGUCACUGAAAUGUGCUGUUGAAGGAAUGAUUAAGAUGAUUUUAAAUGUAUUGUUGUUUUCCUCUGACUGAUCACUGUACACGUUACCUUCACACUGCUGUCCCAGCACACCACCUCAAGCGCCCUAAAUAAAAUGUUGCACUUC
This is a messenger RNA of Cottoperca gobio, 2832 nucleotides long. RefSeq names its product actin-binding LIM protein 1-like. Gene Ontology annotation, cellular component: actin cytoskeleton; stress fiber. The transcript has 20 exons. NCBI's taxonomy places the organism in Eukaryota, Metazoa, Chordata, Actinopteri, Perciformes, Bovichtidae. The record is from RefSeq and is a predicted model, not a curated record. Gene Ontology annotation, molecular function: actin filament binding. Gene Ontology annotation, biological process: cilium assembly; lamellipodium assembly; cytoskeleton organization. The coding region runs from base 30 to 1793 and encodes 587 amino acids.